This is a messenger RNA of Aspergillus piperis CBS 112811, 192 nucleotides long. Its product is annotated as dolichyl-diphosphooligosaccharide--protein glycosyltransferase subunit 4. Gene Ontology annotation, cellular component: oligosaccharyltransferase complex. The record is from RefSeq and is a predicted model, not a curated record. Bases 1 to 192 code for a protein of 63 amino acids. The transcript is spliced from 2 exons. NCBI's taxonomy places the organism in Eukaryota, Fungi, Ascomycota, Eurotiomycetes, Eurotiales, Aspergillaceae.
AUGAUCACCGACGACGAACUCCACCGUCUGGCCGUCUUCCUCGGCUCCUGCGCCAUGAUGAUGAUCGUUCUUUACCACUUCCUCGAGGUCAAUCAGAAAGAAGAUGACGAGGAGGUCGACGUCAAAAACAACAGCAGCAACAGCAAGCAACAAUCUACGGGCGCGUCGGCUGGGGCAGUGUCGUUAUUAUAA